Molecule: messenger RNA, 3846 nt
Organism: Haliotis rufescens (red abalone)
Lineage: Eukaryota; Metazoa; Mollusca; Gastropoda; Lepetellida; Haliotidae
Product: coadhesin-like
Exons: 8
Coding region: 1619-3298 (559 amino acids)
Source: RefSeq, a predicted model, not a curated record
GACACUGGAUUGUCUGGUCCAGACUCGAUUGUUUACAGACCGCUGUCAUAUAGCUGGAAUAGUGCUGAGUGCGACCUAAAAAACAACAACAACAACAUACAACUUGCCAUUAACACAUUAAGGGUUAAAGAAUUGACUUGAAUUGCGAAGUAACUGAAGCAGAAUGUAUAAGGCAUUGGUGUGUGUUAACGGGGUUAAAGAAGCAGAGUUAAAGAAAACGAAAGUCUACACGUGUUUGACUAAUACAGUCAAUUUACAUUUGUCUGGUAGAUAAUUAAAAAAUCUAGAUUAUGUAGUAUAUCUUUCCAAUAAGUACAAAAUGCUUACGCAAGAGCCCACUCGAAUAUCCGCCGGAAAAGAUUCCAGAAAAUGUUCAUUUCAUGAAUGCAAACAUUUUCGCAAAAUUCACACUUUAUAAGGAAGGAAUUUCGGAAAUCACUUAGCCCAAAGAUAUAAUUAAGAUUGUAUACAAUGUUAAAGAAAAUGUAACCAUAAUAAAACAUUUCUCUAAUAUAAAAAACAUGAAACUUUGUAAGUUUUUCAUAUUUGCGAAUUUGCCUAGUUCAAUCAAUUUCUAACGUACAGUGAAAUUCAUGGAGUGUUAUGACGUCACAAAACACGGUAAAAAUAUAUUGACGUCAUAGGUUAAAGAACGACGCGAUGUUCCUCGUCAUUUGUCCAAGUUCUACGAGACCUGUCGUAAAAUAGGAAUUAUUUAAAUUUCUUGUACAUAUAUCCUUUUUUCUAUAUUUGAACACCGUUUUCGGCUGCAUGCCAUUAUAUUGACUCUUGAUGUAUAGGCAAAGCUAAACCAGUUGACAUGACUUGGCUUUUGGUUGUGUGUAAACUACUUCUUAUCAGAUCCGGAUGAGAAUAGGUCUUCAGCAACCCAUGCUUGUCGUAAAAGGCGACUUGGUUGAUGAAUGUCAUUGUAUCCCAAUUGCGUGCGUCGAUGCUCAUGGUGUAAAUCACUGGAUUGUCUGGUCCAGACUAGAUUAUUUACUGACCGCCGUCAUUUGGCUGGAAUAUUGCUGAGUGCGGCGUUAAACAAACAAACGUCUUACCAGUGUAUGUUUAGCAUUGUAAGGGUUAGUAGAUGGAGUCCGGCUUAAUGAUGUAGAGCAGUAUAGUUAAGGGUUGCAAAACAACUAUUAACCUGGGUGCGGCGUUAAACAACAAACCAACAAUUAGUUAUCUCUUGAGGGACAAUGUCUUUCGUCAAUCCAUAUGUAUGCUAACAAUUCAUGUUCAGCCACCCUCCCCUAUGAGAACAUCGAAUGGUUAAUUCCUUACCACUGUCAAUCAGACAUGUUGCCAUAGAAUCUAACGUCCCGUCUGAAUGUACUUCUUUGUAUUUCAUCGCUUUGCCUCGUGUACGUAUCGACAGCUGUAUGUGCUCGACCCGUGUUCCGCUGUCUGAAGCUGAAAGGUUAUCUCUGUGGGAUUCCGCCUUUCUGGGCAUUCAUUUAUGGACAUUCGCCAGGGGAGAACGAUUCGACUGAUUAUAUCUGGGGAAAUAACAUACAAAUCGAUGAGCUGAUCUGAUAGUUUCUCUAUAAUCCCGCACAAGUGGUCAUUACAAAAAGUGUAUGGGGAAGAAAGCAGUCUGUUUUCAAUCAUGACCAUAAGUGAAAUGCUACUGAUUUUGAUGAUAACUUGUUCUGAUUUUGGUCCAGUGAAAAGUUCUGCCAUUUUUUGUAGCGUAUGUGAGGUAAAGCCAUUGCCAGAUUUCCAGAACAAGAGAGUUAGUGAGGGUGUUCUGUGGACAAAGACUGAUAUGACUAGUCGUGCCGAAUGUGCAGCGCGGUGCUCCCUCUUCAGAGUGAUAAAGUCCUUUGGAUACAAGGAGGCCAGUGAAGAAUGUGUGGCACAUACUGUGCCUCUCACAACACCAGCAGCAAUGACAUAUGCCAGUGAAUCAGGAUUCAACAUGUAUUCAACUUGUGCACCAGUUGACGGCGGUGUCAGCGCCUGGGCCCAGUGGACUGGACCAGCUUGCCCUCAGACCUGUGGGCCCUCACACACCAUCAUGAAAACCCGGAUACGAACCUGCACAAACCCGGUUCCGGAUAAAGGAGGAGCUAACUGCACAGAGAGUCUCUCGGAAACUGGCGACGUCAGCUGUGGUCUGCCCGAAUGUCCAAUUGACGGAGGUGUCAGCGCUUGGGGUGCGUGGGGCACGUUGGUAUGUUCACAGACUUGCGGCACCACAGCUACAGGAACCAGGACACGAACCCGAACCUGCACCAAUCCUGCUCCAGCUUACGGAGGAGCGGACUGUUCGGAGACUCUCUCCAGCACCACAAGUGAAAACUGUGGUUUCUCUUCGUGCCAAGUUGACGGAGGUGUCAGCGCUUGGGGGGCGUGGGGCACUUUGUUAUGUUCACAGACUUGCGGCACCACAGCAACAGGAACCAGGACACGAACCCGAACCUGCACCAAUCCUGCUCCAGCUUACGGAGGAGCGGACUGUUCGGAGACUCUCUCCAGUACCACAAGUGAAAACUGUGGUUUCUCUUCGUGCCCAGUUGACGGAGGCGUCAGCGCUUGGGGUGCGUGGGGCACAUUGGUAUGUUCACUGACUUGCGGCACCACAGCAACAGGAACCAGGACACGAACCCGAACCUGCAACAACCCUGCUCCAGCUUACGGGGGCGCGGACUGUUCGGAGACGCUCUCCAGCACGACCAGUGAGAACUGUGGUUUCUCUUCGUGCCCAGUGAACGGCGGUAUCAGCAGCUGGGGCUCAUGGAGUGGAUCAUGCUCACAAACCUGUGGCCCAACUCUGACAGUGACCAAAACCCGGACUCGAACCUGUACGAACCCCACUCCGUCUAAUGGUGGAUCUGACUGCACCGAAAGUCGCACACAAACAUCUAACGUCAACUGUGGUCUGCCCUCUUGCACCUCACCUCCACCACAUUUUGGAACUUGCAGCUCCACUUGUUCUGGGACGAACGUGGUCUGCAACAACGGUUAUUGUGUGUGUAGCAUAAUGUACGUCAAGCUUGGCAGCAGUUGUGUCCAGGAUUGCGGCGGAUCUGGAUAUGGAUCAGGCUUCACCAUCUUUCACGACAAAGUCCUGAAUGGUUACAACGACAGGACCGUCGACUCCAUUCAAACAAUUGACGCGUGUAUCAGUCUGUGCCAGGCGGAAUCGGGUUUCACUUGUAUUACCGCGGACUAUCAGCAUCAGUCAAAGACUUGCUACUUGAGCAAAACAGCUUGGUAUGAUGCAUCAGCGAGCUCGGCUGUCAGUAGCACCACGUAUCACCAGGUAAUUCGUAAUUGUGCUUAAAAGUCGGAAAGGAGAGGUCACUUGUAGCAUGUCAAGUACUUUUGUGUAUCAAGAGAACAAUUACGGCGAUGCCAGAAAAAUAUUGCUUUUGCAAGUUCGUGACUUUGAGGUUAGGCAGAUUUCAGGUAGAUCAAGUAAGAUGCCCUUACACAGCUCUACAUUAUCAGAAGCUAACGGGAUCAGGUGGUCAGGCUCGUCUCGCUGACUUGGUUUGUGCAUGUCAUCGUAUCCGAAUCGUGUGGAUCGAUGCUCAUGAUGAUAUCAAUCACUGGAUUGUCUGGUCCUGACUCGAUUAAUUACAGACCAUCGUCAUAAAGCUGGAAUAUUGCGGAGUGCGGCGAAAAACAACAACAAAAACACCGACUAUAUUUUUUUAACUCACUCACCCAAUUAUUGCAUGCAUAGUGUUAAAACCGGCGCACAACUUCACUCACCGUAAAAGGCGACUAACCGGGGUCGGGUGGUAAGGCUCGCUGACUUGGUUGAUGCAUGUCAUCGAUCCAAAUUGCGUGGAUCCAGGCUUAUGAUAUUAAUCACUGGAUUGUCUG